CCGCUUCCCGUCUCGCGCCGGCUCCGGCGAGCCGGGGAAGGUCAACGCAGCAAUUGCAAGCGGGAAGAGCCGGCAGGGCGCAAAGGGCGCAGGAAACAGCAGUGCAGCUUUGUAAAGGGUGUGACCUGGACUUCGAAGCAACAUGGCUGGCCUUUUGCGCACCAUUGUCACCAGCUGCUCCAGUCCUCUCUUCAACAACGUGAUGUGUCACAAGGUGAAGACGGUCAAGACCCCAUGCGUACGGAUGUUCCGCACCCACCAGAUCCUCUGGUGCGAAGCCCCUGUCAAACCAGGUAUCCCAUACAAGCAGCUGACAGUGGGAGUUCCCAAGGAGAUCUUUCAGAAUGAAAAGAGAGUUGCCGUGACGCCUGCAGGCGUUCAAGCGCUGGUUAAGCAAGGCUUUAAUGUUGUGGUGGAAGCAAGUGCAGGCGAAGCGUCCAAAUUCUCUGAUGACCAUUACAGAGAAGCAGGAGCUCAGAUCCAAGGAACCAAGCAAGUGUUGGCUUCUGAUUUAGUUGUCAAAGUGAGGGCUCCGAUGUUUAAUCCUACACUUGGUAUACACGAAGUAGACCUAUUUAAGCCAUCUGGUACCCUGAUCAGUUUUAUCUACCCCGCUCAAAACCUGGACCUUCUGGACAAGCUAGCAGAAAGAAAGACGACCGUCUUGGCUAUGGAUCAGGUUCCGCGUGUGACCAUCGCUCAAGGAUACGAUGCUCUCAGCUCCAUGGCUAACAUUGCUGGCUACAAGGCGGUUGUGCUAGCAGCCAAUAAUUUUGGCCGUUUUUUCACAGGCCAAAUCACAGCAGCUGGCAAAGUCCCUCCAGCUAAGGUUCUGAUCAUUGGAGGUGGAGUUGCCGGAUUAGCAUCAGCAGGAGCAGCUAAGUCGAUGGGAGCUGUAGUCCGUGGGUUUGAUACCAGAGCUGCAGCAUUGGAACAAUUCAAAUCGCUUGGCGCCGAACCUUUGGAGGUGGACCUCAAAGAAUCUGGGGAAGGACAGGGAGGUUAUGCAAAAGAGAUGUCCAAAGAGUUCAUUGAGGCUGAAAUGGAACUGUUUGCCAAACAGUGCCAGGAUGUCGACAUUAUCAUCACAACAGCACUCAUUCCCGGUAAAAAAGCUCCGAUCCUGUUUAGGAAAGAUAUGAUUGAGUUGAUGAAGGAAGGCUCAGUUGUUGUAGAUCUAGCGGCUGAAGCAGGGGGAAACAUUGAAACUAUUAAGCCUGGAGAGCUCUAUGUUUACAAGGGAAUUACCCACAUAGGUUAUACCGAUCUCCCCAGCAGAAUGGCUACCCAAGCCAGCUCACUCUAUUCCAACAACAUCACCAAGCUACUAAAGGCCAUCAGUCCAGAUAAAGAGAUGUUCUACUUCGACCUGAAGGACGAAUUUGAUUAUGGUACCCUGGACCAUGUUGUUAGAGGCACAGUAGUAAUGACGGAUGGAAAAGUGAUUUUCCCAGCACCACCUCCAAAGAAAGUUCCUCAGGCAGCACCUGUGAAGCGGAAGACAGUAGCAGAGCUGGAGGCUGAAAAAGCAGCCACCAUUACACCUUUCCAGAAAACCAUGACUUCUGCAUCUGUAUACACAGCAGGUCUUGGCAGCGUGCUCGGGUUGGGCAUCGCCGCUCCCAAUUCAGCUUUUACUCAGAUGGUGACCACGUUUGGCUUGGCUGGGAUUGUUGGGUACCACACUGUGUGGGGCGUGACUCCGGCGCUCCACUCACCACUCAUGUCUGUGACCAAUGCCAUUUCAGGGUUGACUGCAGUUGGCGGAUUAGCACUGAUGGGGGGAAAAUACCUCCCUGAAAAUAUGCCUCAAAGCCUUGCUGUUCUUGCUGCUUUUGUGUCUUCCAUCAACAUUGCAGGUGGCUUCCUGGUCACACAGAGAAUGCUGGAUAUGUUCAAGCGCCCCACCGAUCCUCCGGAGUACAAUUAUUUAUACCUGUUGCCUACUGGUGCAUUUGUAGGGGGGUAUGGAAUAGCUCUCCAAAGCGGUUAUAACAUCGAACAGAUGAUGUACCUGGGCUCAGGCUUGUGCUGCGUCGGUGCCCUCGCUGGGCUGUCCACCCAAGGAACAGCGCGGCUCGGCAAUGCUUUGGGCAUGAUAGGUGUGGCUGGAGGUUUGGCUGCUACCCUUGGAGGUCUGAAACCACAGCCUGAAUUGCUGGCUCAGAUGUCAGGCGCAAUGGCCCUUGGCGGCACCAUAGGUCUGACGAUCGCUAAACGUAUCCAGAUUUCAGACUUACCUCAGUUAGUGGCUGCUUUUCAUAGCUUGGUUGGCCUGGCUGCGGUGCUGACCUGCGUAGCGGAGUACAUGAUUGAAUAUCCCCAUUUUGCUACCAACGAAGCAGCCAACCUCACCAAGAUUGUUGCUUAUCUUGGCACGUAUAUUGGAGGUGUAACCUUCAGUGGUUCUCUUGUUGCUUACGGAAAGUUACAAGGUAUCCUGAAUUCUGCUCCGCUCCUCUUGCCUGGUCGACAUUUACUGAAUGCUGGUUUGCUAGCGGCAAGUGUAGGCGGUAUGGUUCCGUACAUGAUUGAUCCGAGCUACACGACAGGGCUGACAUGUUUAGGGUCUGUGUCGGCUCUGUCUGCUGUCAUGGGCGUAACUCUGACAGCAGCCAUAGGAGGGGCAGAUAUGCCGGUCGUCAUUACUGUACUGAACAGCUAUUCUGGGUGGGCACUGUGUGCCGAAGGGUUCCUGCUGAAUAACAACUUGCUAACAAUCGUGGGCGCUCUGAUUGGUUCCUCUGGUGCUAUCCUCUCCUACAUCAUGUGUGUGGCCAUGAAUCGUUCUCUUGCUAAUGUGAUCCUUGGAGGAUACGGCACUACUUCAACAGCUGGUGGGAAGCCGAUGGAAAUCUCUGGCACUCACACAGAAGUGAAUCUGGACAAUGCAGUUGACAUGAUCAAGGAGGCCAAUAACAUUAUCAUCACCCCAGGUUACGGUCUGUGUGCUGCAAAAGCUCAGUACCCAAUUGCUGACUUAGUAAAAAUGCUGAUUGAAAAAGGCAAGAAUGUGAGAUUUGGCAUUCAUCCUGUGGCUGGUCGGAUGCCUGGGCAGCUCAACGUGCUCCUUGCAGAAGCCGGAGUCCCAUAUGAUAUUGUCCUAGAAAUGGAUGAGAUCAACCACGACUUUCCAGAAACAGACCUGGCCCUUGUUAUCGGAGCCAAUGACACAGUUAAUUCAGCUGCCCAGGAAGAUCCAAACUCUAUCAUUGCAGGAAUGCCUGUGCUAGAAGUUUGGAAGGCAAAGCAGGUUAUUGUUAUGAAGAGAUCUCUGGGUGUUGGCUAUGCAGCUGUGGAUAACCCGAUCUUUUACAAGCCCAAUACUGCCAUGCUUCUAGGAGAUGCUAAGAAGACCUGCGAUGCCCUGCAGGCCAAAGUGAGAGAGUCCUUGCAGAUUUAAAAAAAGCAGCGGCAGCCUAUCCUUUGGCCAGUACGAACAAAAAAACUCUCCGAGUGUUGUUAUACAUCAAGGUUUGUAAGACAGUGAAAUGAAAGCUUAGAGAGAAACAAAGGUCCAGAAACAAAGUAAAAAUGUAUGCAAGAGUGUGAGAAAUCAAACAACAAAGUGGAAACUAACUCUCUUAAAGGGGCCACAACCUGGAAUAAUUCUGUUUUUGAAUGCAGUGCAUUUCAGAGGAAUUGUUCCUUGGUGUAAGACAAGGACACUCAGGAAUUGGGGGCGGGGGGGGGGGAUCUGUCCAUUUAGCGUGAUGAGAGACCAAAAGAAAGUUGCCGUCAUUUCUCAAAGUUCUUUGGCUUCUCUUGCCAUUGGUUUCAAAUAAACGUAGGAUCUAAUUUGGUUUUUCAUUGUCAGAUCUUGGACCCCUUGGCUGGAUAUUUCAAAUUUUGCCUGUAUUUGUAACCUUUUAAAGUUUUUUUUUUUUUUUGAAGAGGGGGAAGGGUACUUUUGAAAUGAAUUUAUACAUUUCCUAAUGAGAGAAUGAUAAGAUGCUGGAAAUGGGCACUUAUUUGUCCAAUGUACUUCAGAUGCUGGAAAAGGCAAUGCAAUUAGAGAGUUGAUCCGGAAUACUUUUAAAAAUAAAUCAUGUGGACGACAAGGAAACCCAGUAUGCUUUGAGAGGGGGGGGAUUACUGGUCUUCCUUUUUAAUCUGUUUAAGAUACAUAUUGAAACUCUACACUUCAGUGGUAAAUUGGUUUGUUUUAUAGCUUCCAGUGCAGCCUUCAUUAUGUUUAGUACACUUGAGUGGAACUCAGAUGUUUGACUAAUAAAAUGAACUUGUCCAUGUUUUGCCUAAUGAUGUAGCAACUGUUUGGGAUGACAGAUGCAAAAUAAAUAGCUGUGCUUGUGUUAGAAAGCUGUAACAUCUGGGAAAGACAGACUACUAUGACGUGAUUAAAACUAAGACCAAUGUGACGGUUUGUUAAUCUUGAUCUUUAUCAGGACCUUCUAAGUUAAUAGCAGAUGAAAACUGUCCUUUUAGCUACCUCCUGUUUUUGUAUGGUGAGGAUCCCAUACUUUUAAAGCCCGGAAAUGUUAGUGGGUAAAUCCAGCAAUGAGCUUUUCCAAGUUCGCUGAACCAGUGGGAAUAUGUGCUUUCUCAGUUCCUAUCCAUUUCACUGGGACUUGUGCAGAAGCAGCACUCUGAUGGAUUGUGCUGAACAGCUCAUAUCCAGCCAUCUGUGGACUUUGCAGAGCACAACUUCCAGCUUCCCCCUCCUCCUGCAACUCACUGAGCCCCCUGAAAUUUUGUUCUGGGGUUGGAGGGUCUGUCAGCAGACCUUCAGGGAAAACGUAGGGGUUAAAGUGAGCAUCGUCAAUGUGAGGCGGUCGCUGGUGGGGAAUCAGUCCCCUCUUCCACAGGCAGAAAUGCUAUUCUGUUGGAGGAACUGUAUGAUUGGAUACACGCAUGUAUUUAGAAAUCUCGCUGUUCGGCAAGAAGCACUGAAUAGGUUAUUCUGCUGCAUAAAAAUAUUUGAGCCACAGUAUUCUAAUGUAAUACUUUGGGCAGCUAUAUUUCAGUAGGACCUGCUUGGGACCUGAAUUUGGUUGCAUUGCUAUCAUACUCUUCUCUGCAACCUGGAUGUUAAAUGUGGCUGAGAAGAAGAGCACCGAUUAAGUUAGUCUUGGAACAUUGAUGGCUGCAGCAUCCAACGAGUUCUAAAAUGGCUCUCUUCCUUUUAGUUUGGAGAUAUCAAGUGCUUUGUAAGUGGACCAGAAGUACCAUUGUUAACUUUAGAAUUGUGUUUAUAUUAUGAAAUGAGAGAGAAUUAUUAAAAAAAAAUAAAGCUAACAAAAUCCCAA
Molecule: messenger RNA, 5267 nt
Organism: Eublepharis macularius
Lineage: Eukaryota; Metazoa; Chordata; Lepidosauria; Squamata; Eublepharidae
Gene: NNT
Product: nicotinamide nucleotide transhydrogenase
Exons: 22
Coding region: 143-3403 (1086 amino acids)
Biological process (GO): proton transmembrane transport; NADPH regeneration
Cellular component (GO): mitochondrial inner membrane
Molecular function (GO): NADP binding; NAD binding
Source: RefSeq, a predicted model, not a curated record